CCUGGAACCCCUGAGAUGUUGGUAUGGCGACGGAGAAGACUUGCUUGGCAUGUCCCGUGCUGGUGGUUGCACCUCUUCCUCCGCCAAUAGAAGCACUGCUGAGCUAACUACAACAAUUUCAGCCGCGGAUGCCUCGUAAAGGUCAUUACUGUGACUACCUGACCACCACUACCCGUCGAAGGCGAUGGGGCAGUCAGCUGUCCUUGUUUGCCAGGAGUGGUAAGCCACUGUCCCAAGGUGGCUUGCGACAUAUUAAUGUGUACGAGGGAGCGAGAACGGACCAGUGGGAAGGCGGAUGGCUUGCAGGUGCCGUGCCUGAGACCUCUGGAGCCCCGGGCACCACAGCAAGGGGGAGGGUUCACUUUAUGCCUUCGGCUAAUCCGGGAGGAGCUGCCGUACACUGGGUCCACACAAGUCGCCAGUGUAAUGCAGGCAGCGGGAGUCUGCGCUCUUUCUCUGCAUGGUCACUUGGCAAGAGACGGACCAAUACUUUUCCUUCCCUGCAGAUGCUUGGGGGCGCCACGAUGGGUCCAUGCGUGAGCAAAGUGCACGGCACGGUAGCCCAUGGCUUUGGCUAUGCCUUGCUCAGCAGCACUGUAUGGAAGCGUCCGAGGUCCGAGGUGACUGGAAAAGAGGGUUGUAGCGCCGUCUUCUCUCCAUAGGUGCGCAGCAUCGCUUCCUCCUUGCCUUAAUUGGCCAUUGUUUGUCUUAAGUGCUUUGGGCACAAGCCACAUGUCUUCCUCUUUGGCGGGGUUGUC
Messenger RNA from Microstroma glucosiphilum, 758 nucleotides. RefSeq lists its product as hypothetical. Bases 129 to 662 code for a protein of 177 amino acids. NCBI's taxonomy places the organism in Eukaryota, Fungi, Basidiomycota, Exobasidiomycetes, Microstromatales, Microstromataceae. The record is from RefSeq and is a predicted model, not a curated record. The transcript has a single exon.